AUGAACAAAUAUAGUUUAAUAUUUUUAGAUAAAGAAUCUGAAAGAAAAUAUUAAGAAUAGAAAAUUAAUUAACUAAGAAAACCAGUCUAUAUUUGUAGUGCAAUUGGUUUGUUUUUUAUCAGUAUGAUAAAGAUGAUUACAUAAAUUUUGGAUAAUUAGUAGAAUGAAUUAAGCAUAAUAAUUGUUACUUAAAUUUAUCUCAUCUUGUCUAUAUUCAUAAUAAAGUGGAAGCCUUAAUUAGUAUAAUCUUGUUUGAUUAUAUUAAAUUAUUUAUUACUAGCCUACUAAUAUAUGUUAACAAAUACUAUAUCACAAGAGGCCCUAUAAUUAUUUGCUAAUAAUUUUGUAGCUUGUAACUUUGUUAUCAUUUUAACAGUUGAUAUGUGUUAAGGAAUAAUCUUAGUAACAACUACUAUGUUAAUACGUAUGAGUUUGGCAAUAUCAGAAGCUACAACUCCAUAAUAUAAUGUAUAUUUUGCUACAAUUUUACUUAUUUGUUUUUUAAGUUUUUUUAUUCAUAAAUUGAAUUAUGAAAGUCGUAGUUAUUUUUUAUUGAGUUUAAAAGAUAAUUUAAUGGAAUAAAUAUUACCAAUUAUUGUAAAUAAAUCCUAUAUUUUAUUUCAAUUUGAAAACAAUCAAUUAAGAUUUUCAUUAAUUUCAUCACGCUAAUUAGAAUUUAAUUGUGAUAAUUCAGAGAAUUUGAAAUCAUUUUUAAGAGAAUGGAAUUAUAAAUAAUAAAAUCUUGAAUAGUUUUGUUUUUAGGAUAUUAAACGUAAAUAAUCUUAAGAAAUUAAAUCUUAUAGCAAAUAAAUAGAAAUUAAAAAAGGUUCUAAAUAAACAUAAAAAAUAACAAUUUGUUUUUUUAGUUAUUAAUAGCCAACAUUUUUAAUAAAAUUUGAUAAUAACUCUUAAAUCUAGGAUAAAUUAAAAAAUUAUCUAUUUAAAUCAAUAGAAAAAGAGAGAUUAGUAUAAUUUAAAAUUUUUAAAUGUAUAGUAAAUAAUUUAUCUAUUUCAUUAAGAUCUUCUAAUUUAUAACAAUUACAUUUAUUAAGGAUUUAUUGUUUCAAAUAAAUUCUAAAUUACAAAAUUUUAAAUCAUUAAUUUAAAUAAUAAGAUUUUGAAAUAAAUCCAAUUUUAUAAAAAUUAAAGGAUUUUUUCCAAUUUAAAUAAGUAAAUUAUUAAAUUAUUCCAUCAUCUGAUGGUAAAGUUUAAAUGGUAAAAACCUAUUUCUUGCGAUUAAUUUAUGAUAUUUUUAAUGAAUGUAAGGAGGAUUCUACUAUAGUAAUAAAUUUAGAGCAUCGUUUAGAACCAUAUAUACGUUAUUAUGGAAGAGAGAUUAAUGAAUAUACAGAUACAGUUAUUUAAACAGUUGUUAAGACACUAGUUAAGAAACAAUAGAUGAUGAAAAUUGGAAAUUAAACAACAAUUUUAAUAUUAUUGAAUGAAGAACCAAACUACCCAUUCUAAUCUUCACUAUAAAUUUGA
This is a messenger RNA of Paramecium pentaurelia, 1485 nucleotides long. The record is from the annotation of a GenBank genome assembly. NCBI's taxonomy places the organism in Eukaryota, Ciliophora, Oligohymenophorea, Peniculida, Parameciidae.